Sclerotinia trifoliorum is the source of this 3846-nucleotide messenger RNA. The record is from the annotation of a GenBank genome assembly. NCBI's taxonomy places the organism in Eukaryota, Fungi, Ascomycota, Leotiomycetes, Helotiales, Sclerotiniaceae.
GGGUGUCUUUGAAGAAUCUCGAACCUUAACGUUUGAAUAUCUAAAUUACUCCUCUAUAUCAAAAGAGCAGCCACUCGCCACCAAUUGACGAUCUCAUAACCCGCAUCCCAUAACCAUAGAAUUUAACUGCUUACCAACUAAAAUAAAUACUCUGUAUAAAACUCUUUUUACAAUCAACAUAAUUACCAUUACAUUAUCAUUUUACAGGUACUUUCAUCAUUUUAGACUUUCAUACAUCGAAUCGUUUAUUUAUUUUUGACCCAUAUCAACUAAUCAUAUUUCUCCCCAUCAGCACGUCCUCUUCCAUUUUAAGCCAGCUCUCCCGCAAACUCUCUCAAGCUUGACAACUAGUUAAAAUAUUAUAAACCCCAAACUCGAAGAAUUUGCAAGCCCGUUACGCUUGGCUUUGCAUUUACUACCAAAUAAUUCCCAUUCGAAAGGUUUUAACUUCCUGGUCCGUCUAAGGCUACACAAGGAUUCAUUUAUUUACCGAGUCGUUUCCUUUACUGUUUCUGUUCGAUUAUCUUUCAUCUUAUUCAUCCACGAGCACGCAAUACAUUGGUGGCGCACCAUUACUGCAUGCUACCUUCUGGAUCACGUCUUACCCUUUUGAGUAUCUCCAGAACAAAAGCCUUUUUUUCUACAAUUAAAAGCUACAUUAUUUACUCAAACUCUCGUACUUCAUCUCAGUAGUUUCCAUGUCAGACUACACUACUUUUUAUUGAAUACUCUUUUCGGAUUGUCCGACACAAAGGUCAUCUGAUCCUGACCCACGGUCUCUGAGCAGACACGGCUAUAUCAGCCCUGCAUCCGCUCACAAAAGUUAUAUAUCUUGGAUAGCCAUCUGGGAGUAACUUGCAGAUCACCCUGUCAUAUCUGGCAGUCGUCUAUUUACACUCUGUAUUUGUGGAAUAGUCUUUUUCUUGUCCAGUUGAUUUUUCGGUAUCUUAGGUUUCACGGCAGAGAAAUUCUCUAGCGAUGGCUGCUACCAAAGUUGGCCAUGGGCUGGCUAAAGUCCUCGGUAUAAAACUCAACUAUCGCGAUGAACUCAACAGUCAAGAAAUUCUUCGGGGAGAGUCAGUCUUUUCUAUCCAAACAGCCGACACAUUCGUAGAGGAAGAACCACGGAGUAUAGAAUGGAUCCAGGAUACACUACCAGGUCGACAUGAACUCGCCGCCUACUUCCGAUCAUUAUUCCCAUUCUUAAGUUGGAUCGGUAGCUACAAUGUGCAAUGGUUGUUUGGAGAUUUGGUAGCUGGUGGGUAAUGUCAAAUACUCCUUGGCGGACAUGGUCAUUAAUAUCAAUCAGGUAUCACAAUCGGUGCUGUCGUCGUACCUCAAGGUAUGGCCUAUGCUACUCUCGCCGAGCUUGAGCCUCAAUUCGGUCUUUACUCUUCCUUCAUGGGAGUUCUCGUCUACUGGUUCUUCGCCACAUCCAAGGAUAUCACCAUCGGACCUGUUGCUGUCAUGUCAACUCUUGUCGGUCAAAUUCUAGUAAAAGCAGCUGCCACUCAUCCGCACGUUCCUGGUCAUAUUAUUGCAUCUUGUAUGGCGGUAAUUGCUGGUUGCAUCAUCGCUUUCAUUGGACUCAUUCGAUGUGGUUGGAUUGUCGAUUUGAUUUCCCUCGUCUCAAUUUCGGCAUUUAUGACUGGUUCCGCUAUCAACAUUGCCGUUGGACAAGUCCCGACGUUGAUGGGUAUUAAAGGCUUCAACACUCGAGCAUCAACUUACAAGGUCUUCAUCAACACGUUGAAGCAUCUUCCAGACACAAAACUCGAUGCGGCCAUUGGGCUUACAGCUCUUUUCCUGUUAUAUGCUCUUAGAGCUGUAAGCCACUACAAUCUACACCCACCUGUAUCACUGCUAAUUAUCAUCUCUAGGCUUGUAAUUAUGGAGCCAAGAAAUUCCCAAGCCGCAAGAGAGCAUUUUUCUUCGCAGCAACCCUCCGAACCGUAUUUGUUAUCCUGUUAUAUACGUUGAUCAGUUGGCUCGUCAAUAGACAUCAUCGAAAGAAGCCAUUGUUCAAGGUUGUCGGUACCGUUCCGCGAGGAUUCAAAAACGCCGCCGUGCCAGAAGUCAACUCUUCGAUUAUCAACAUCUUUAUAGGUGAUUUACCUGCCACUGUCAUUGUUCUCCUCAUCGAACACAUCGCAAUCUCUAAAUCAUUCGGACGUGUCAAUAACUAUAUCAUCAACCCAUCCCAGGAGAUGGUAGCUAUUGGAGUCACAAACAUUCUUGGCGCUUUCCUUGGUGGUUACCCAGCUACCGGUUCUUUCUCCCGUACAGCUAUCAAAUCGAAGGCUGGUGUUCGAACUCCGUUCGCUGGUGUCAUAACUGCCGUCGUCGUUCUUCUAGCUAUCUAUGCUCUCACGGCCGUCUUUUUCUACAUUCCAAGUGCAGCUUUAUCUGCAGUCAUCAUUCACGCUGUGGGAGAUCUGAUCACACCUCCGAAUACAGUUUAUCAAUUUUGGCGUGUUUCCCCUAUCGAGGUUCUUAUUUUCUUCGCAGGUGUCAUUGUUACUAUUUUCAGCACAAUUGAGAUUGGUAUCUACGUAACUAUCUCGGUUUCUUUUGCAGUUCUCAUUUUCCGAGUUAUUAAGGCCAGAGGUCGUUUCUUGGGUAAAGUUAAGAUCUUUUCCGUUGGAGGCGAGACUGCCGAAUAUAGACCGGCACCCGUGGUUGACCAUGGCACUUUCCCAAAAUCUGAGGCCACUCACUUUGAAGACUCCGGAUCUCGAACCGUCUUCCUCCCUUUCGAUCACGGUGACGGAAGUAAUCCAGAGGUUGAUGUUCAAACUCCCUAUCCCGGUAUCUUCAUCUAUCGGUUCUCGGAAGGAUUUAAUUAUCCAAACGCAAAUCACUAUCUCGAUCAUCUUACCAACACAAUCUUCGCAACCACCCGCCGAACUAACCCUAACCAUUAUGCCCGUCCCGGUGAUCGCCCAUGGAAUGACCCUGGUCCACGUCGAGGAAAAGCUCCUGAAGAUCACAGUGAUCGCCCCACCCUCAAAGCCAUAAUCCUUGAUUUCAGCUCCGUCAACAAUGUCGAUAUCACCUCCAUCCAACAACUCAUAGAUGUUCGCAACCAACUCGACACUUAUGCAUCUCCUUCAGUUGUAGACUGGCAUUUCACAUCUAUCAACAACCGCUGGACUAAGCGUGCUCUGGUUGCCGCUGGGUUUGGAUAUCCAACUCCUGAGGAAGAAGGAUCGCACCGCUGGAAGCCCCUUUUUUCAGUUGCGGAAAUGGGAGGAGAAGAUAGUGCGGCGGCAGCAGCAGAAGCCGAGUCGAAUGAGAAAGAAAUCCGGGAACAGAGGCGCGAAAGAGAAUUAAAAGCAAAUGAAGACAAGAUUAGUGGGGAUAGUGAAAGUGGAAGUAGAUUGAGCGGCAGUGAUUUGAAGGAUGUGUCGAAGAAUGUUUCGAGAUUGAGAACGGCUGUUGUUAACGGUCUCAAUAGACCAUUAUUUCAUAUUGAUCUCACGAGUGCGUUCCAGAGCGCAGUUGCGAACGUCAAGGCAAGAGAGGCGUUUGAAGAGCGAGGAGGUAGAGAUACUGGGAUUGUGGCUUAGAUUUUAGGCUAGACUGGGGGUGUUCUUGAUGUUUUAUUUAGAUAAUUUUUUGGUCGUUUUGAUACCACGAUUGCUUGGAUAUGAUGAUAUAUGGGUGGCAGGAUGUUGAAUGAUUGGACGGGCUGUUAGAAUGGCCACGGACCAGAUUUGGAUUCACGUCCUUGAUUAAUAUAUGAAGUUUUGAUAUUAUGUAUAUAAAUUAUACGUACAUAUACAUAUUUGAAUAUCGUACCGUGAUCUAGGAGUCUCACUCAGGAUUGUGAACUUGUGAUGUAUA